AUGUCGGGUUUCCACAACAUCUUAGGCGGCGGUGGCAUGACCGAAUUACUACAAAGUUUUGUACGUGUUGAUGCCUCGGAUGAUGAACAAUCUGAACCAGAUGAGAAACAAAAAAAUGUUGGAAAAGGUCUGAAUCAUGCUCGAGGAGGAGGUGUUGGUAUACAUACAAAAGUACCCUUAAUUGGAUCACUUAUGUCAGCACCAAAACGUGAUAUUUAUAGUCCACAACGUAAAGAAUCAAAUAAUGAUGAACCAGAAAAACCAUUAGUUAUACCAGAACUUAUUCAACCUAAAAAAAGCAAAAAAUCAAAAGGUGCAAAAGGUUCAAAUAAUGUAAGAAUCAAACGUUCAAGGAAAAAAGGUCGCCGGCGUAAAAAACGUGUCCCACGUUGCGAAGAACUUUACACAGAUAAAGAUCGUGCUGCAGCAGUUAAUAUGGGAUCUCGUGAUAUUAAACAAUCGUUAUCGUUAAAAUUGAAACAAGAUCGUUCCAAGGCAUUACAAAUCCCUGAGGAAGCUGAUCCUGCUACAUUUCUUGCACUGGGCGUUCAUGAAAUGAAAUGUGGAGAUGUUAAAAUAGCUAGACAAUUUUUAGAUAAAGCAAUCGAUUUUAAUGAAAAAGAUAAAAAUGCAUUAAUAGCACGUAGCAAAUGUCACAUAAUAAUGGGUAACGCUGAAAAAGCUUUAGAAGAUGCCACACGUGCUGCAAAUUUAGCAAAAACUGAUAAUGACGCGAUCUAUCAAAAAGCUGAAGCAUUAUAUUUUUUGGGACAUUUUGAGCAUAGUUUAAUGUAUUAUCAUCGUGGCUUACGUUUACGACCAGAACAAUUUAAAUUUCGUCAAGGUAUACAAAAAGCACAAAAAGCUAUUGUUAAUACAAUUGGACCUGCGGUGAAAUUAACACCAAUGUUAUAUACCGAUGAUGUAAAUAAUAACGUAACAAGUAAUAUUGAAUAUCCCAUUCAUCCAGCAUUAUCAAGACGAGCGUCAAGUUGUAAUCCAACAUCAAAAAUUCGAAAAGCCAGUCUAUCACCGUCAUGUCGCGUGAAUUCAGCGUCACAAGUUUCAUCAAAUAAAUCUUCAACGUCAAGUUUCCUACAAAAUAAAAGUAAACGUAAAACUUCUACGGGCACCCCUCCUCAACGACAAUGUUUAGGAGCUUUAUCAGUAGAUAAAAAAUAUUUAGAAAAACUAUUAAAAGACCCGCAUAUUAAAUGUUUAAACAAAGAAAAUAAAGAUGUGAUAAAUAAAGCUGAAGAAGCUUUAACGUAUUUAAAUAAUCGUGAAAAAUUUUGGAUACAACAAUUUCCACCGAUUAUUAGUAAUUCUAAUUAUAAUUUUAAUAGUCGCAAUUCAACUAAAAGAUCAAUUUCUAUUCCCAAAUGA
This is a messenger RNA of Chrysoperla carnea, 1386 nucleotides long. RefSeq lists its product as uncharacterized. The transcript is spliced from 4 exons. NCBI's taxonomy places the organism in Eukaryota, Metazoa, Arthropoda, Insecta, Neuroptera, Chrysopidae. Gene Ontology annotation, molecular function: protein binding. The coding region runs from base 1 to 1386 and encodes 461 amino acids. The record is from RefSeq and is a predicted model, not a curated record. Gene Ontology annotation, cellular component: cytoplasm.